Theileria equi strain WA is the source of this 978-nucleotide messenger RNA. RefSeq lists its product as hypothetical. The transcript has a single exon. Bases 1 to 978 code for a protein of 325 amino acids. Lineage: Eukaryota; Apicomplexa; Aconoidasida; Piroplasmida; Theileriidae. The record is from RefSeq and is a predicted model, not a curated record.
AUGAGCUAUGCCGUCAUAAAUAUUGGCCAUAACCCGAGAAAACUCAUAGAAGAGACCACUUAUUCGUAUACUGAAGGAGGAGCUCCAGUAAAUGUCACAGAGUACGUGGAUCCUCCAGGCCUCGCUGGCUACCGGAAAUGCGUGCAUGUUCCAGAAAAGGGCGUAAAGAUCUUUUCGGUAAAGAAUAAGCAAGAGCAAACCUAUGGAUUUGAAUCGAACAAAUACUCCGAGGCCACUGUAUACCUCUGGAGGGAAGACAAAAGAUACGAAAAGCCUCUCCUAGUCCAGCUAGGGAAUAGCUACUUUCGAUCCGACGACGGCCAAUCGUGGACCCGCAUUUCUCUAUCUCCCUCUGAAAUGGUCAAGAUUCUUGACAGUGAAAACUGCAAGAGGAAUGGAACCCACAAGAUCGAUUUAUCAAAGGGUCACACAUUUAAUCGGAAAGAUGCACCAAAAAGCUACAAAUGCUCCAGUUGUAAAGAGGAAGAAAUCACCAUAACAUCUGAAAAAUGCGACGGAGUCAUCUACUCGUAUCACGAUACUUCAAAGGGCCUAGUUUCCAAAGUUGAGGACAAUGGCGUAGACCAAAACGGGAUUUUUGUCCCGCUUGGGACCUCUCGGGUAUACCUCUUUUACGCAAGAAAUCGCGGCAAUAAAUGCGUCCUGAUAAACAUGACGAAACCUAAAAAUCUGUGGUACAGGAGGAAAUCCAAACGUGGCUCUACUUGGGUCCAGGUGGAAAAGGGGAAUGAGCCCAUUGCCUACUUUGACUCCUUUGCCAUCCUCAGCAUCAUACAGGGAUCUUCAACAACUCCUCAGACGGCGUCGACAUCCUACAGUCGCAUUACCACUACAAUGGCCUCCCUUGUGGCCACAAUGGUCGUUGGAUUUUUUGCGUGGGAAGGGCUCAUGAUGGUCAAGAACCCAGACAAGAGCUUAAUCCUGGAAGUAAAGAACAAGUUUAUAAAACCCGAGUAA